Messenger RNA from Ramularia collo-cygni, 2415 nucleotides. RefSeq lists its product as uncharacterized. Gene Ontology annotation, biological process: DNA-templated transcription; regulation of transcription by RNA polymerase II. The transcript is spliced from 5 exons. Bases 1 to 2415 code for a protein of 804 amino acids. NCBI's taxonomy places the organism in Eukaryota, Fungi, Ascomycota, Dothideomycetes, Mycosphaerellales, Mycosphaerellaceae. Gene Ontology annotation, cellular component: chromatin. The record is from RefSeq and is a predicted model, not a curated record. Gene Ontology annotation, molecular function: zinc ion binding; DNA-binding transcription factor activity, RNA polymerase II-specific; RNA polymerase II cis-regulatory region sequence-specific DNA binding.
AUGGACUCCCGCCUGCGUAAUACGAGUUCUGGGAAGCCUCCAGCGCGAGAGAUGGAUGAAGCUGCCCAAUCAACACCACAGCGACAGCUUCCCUUGCUCUUACCCCAGCCUCCAGAACCAGUCGCACUACGGCCACCUGAAGAAACAUCAGGUCGACAAACGUCUUCCUUGUCUAAUAUAGCACAAGAUCAGGCCCGUGAAUCGAAGGGAAACCAUAAUCUUCGUGCGUUGACCUCCCCGGGAGGCUCUGGUUCCAGCUCGGUCAAAUUUACACGCACGGGUAGAAUAAGCAAAGCGGCCAAAGGGCAGAGGAUCCAUGCCUGUCAUAUCGAUGGCUGCGAGAAAGUCUUCUCUCGGGCCGAGCAUUUGAGAAGGCACCAAAACUCUCACCGGCCUGGAGAGUUUGCCUGUGAUAUACCGGGCUGUACGCGGACGUUCACUCGAGAGGACUUGUUGAUGCGUCACCGGGCGAGGCAUGUUGGCUUGAGCGAGGACCCUAAUAGACGAACUUCUGCAGGGAGUCAGACUUCGGCGCCUGACGCAGGCUCAUUGCAGCCCCUAUCCUCGAUUCCAAGAGCUGUUACAUCUGGUGCCAGCACUGAUGUGAGUGCUCCGCUACCUGCAGAAUCAGGAAGCGAUGUUCAGCAGUCACAAUCGUCCUCCAGUCAAGUGCCAAAGAGACGACCGAUCCCACCUAAUGAGCUCUCGAAUGUUCGAAUUCCCAUGGAGGUCCAUGGCCCAUUUCUAGGCUUUCAAUACGAUCCCUGGAACGAUUCACCUCCCUGCGCACCUUCUAUAUUUGAGUUCGACUCCCCUGAGGAGCGAUUCGGACCGCACUACUUCCAGCACCAGCCUAUGGUCGUCGGAGAUGUUGCAAAUGCUCCCAUGCUCGCGUACGAUUACCAGUUCUGUCCUCCCAGCUCUCCCACGUCUGACAGCUCUUCAACGAUGAACUGGCAAUGGCCCCUACUCUCGCGUCCAGUUUACGAAAUGCCUUUUACUCUCGACGAUCUCUCCUGUGAUUCUCUCCCAUACAGCGCUCCUGCAAUGACAGCCUUGACGCGAGAAGCCCUAGAGCAGCAACUUGGUCUGCCGGAGGUUGUCAUCGGAGAGGAUGAUUUGGUCCACGGCCAACGCUACAUCGAUUCAUACUUCACAUGGGUUCACGAUCAACUUCCGAUCCUGCAUAGACCAAGCUUGUCUCUCGCUUCUCGCCAAGAGUCGCCACUCCUACGAGUGGCGAUUCUGGCUCUUGGAGCACAGGCGCUUGGUAGCCCGUCGGAUAUCUCUAAUUCACACAGAUUGCAUGAGAAGUGUGCGAAGAUAUUGGAGAAUCGAACGGUUCAAGGAAGACAUACGCACAACAUCAGCGACAUGCAGGCGAUUGUGCUUGUGGAGAUGUACUCCAUAUUUAAGUCAAAAGAUCCUCCGCCUAGUCUAUCAACGCCUUUUGAAGAAGUCUACUGUGUUMUUUCCAACGAUCCUGAAGCACUGCUAUCCAUACCGCUGAACCGGCCAGAAUCAUCAUUUUCAGGGGAUAUCGAGAUCUUCUGCAAGCAGCGUCUACUACUCGCCUGCUACACGCUGACCCGCCAGCACGCAUUGCUAUUCGGCACUCUCUCAUCUCCAAACCUUUCCGCCAGCGCACURGAUAUACCUUUUCCAACACCACAGACUCAAUGGGACUCCCCCUACCCCAUGCUACAACCUUCAUGUAGCAUCAAUACCCUCUCCGAAGCCCUUACGACCAUCUCCUCAGCGAAAGACCACCACGACGCCUUCCGAUCUAUCCUACUCGUAACUGCCCUCUCAGACCCCAACACAGCUCUCGAAUCUCAAAUCAUACCUCUGUUAAAAGUCAUUGAGCCCUCCCCACGCGUGACUCUUGCUUUACACAUCAUGAUGAUGUGUAAGCAUACGCCAGUACGGGAUCUCCUGGCUUUCAUCUCCCUAGAGAAAGAAAGGUCCAAUGAUGCUCUCGCGCAGAUUGAACUUCAAGACUGGGUAAGAGGGAAAGUUGAGAAGGAUUUUUGCGUUCAAGCGGCUCUGGUGCAUGCGUUUGCGGUUUUGAAGAUUCAUCGGAGAGAAAAGAGGACGGGGUUGUUGUUUCAGGAGUGGGGGGUGUUUUUGGCAGGGGUUGUUAUUUGGGCGAGAUGGUGGGUUGGUGGGAAGGGUUGGGAUGGUGGUGUUGGUGUUGGUGAAGAAAAAUCGGCGGAUCUUGAGAGGGAUGUUGAUGAGAUUAUACAAGCUGGGACUUCUGCUUUUGUUGGGCGGAGAGAUGCUCGGAAUGUGCUUUCGUGGGUGAGGAGAGAACUUGAGAUGCUGAGUUCCUCGCGCAAUACAGGGCUUGUUGGGAGGGCUUUGGAGAUUCUCCGGAAGAUGGUUUUGCUAACGGACGAGGMGGCUUUGUUUUGA